ACAAACAGCGGAGACGGAGCGGCAAGCCGCGAAGGAUCACACAGCGCACAUUGCUACAGGCGCGCACGCGCGCGCACGUCAACAACAGACUGUAGAAUUACAGACUGAGUUGUUUUUGUUUUUUUUUACGUCGUUCGUGUAAUCGAGAAAAAAAAACACGCAAGUUGCGGCGACUAGAAGGGACUCACCUUCUGCAGCCGGGAAGCUUUGAGGAAACGACAAAGCGAGCCAUCAUGUGAAAGAACUUAUAUGGGAAACAGACAAAAGGGCUGGAAAACGAGAGAAAUAGAAAGUAAAAGGGCCGCCCUCCCCACGCUGCGCUGAGCUGCCAAUCAUCUGUCCCACCUCGGAUCUUUCUGACUGACAGUGAUGUGUCCUCACGCUGCUCGUGGAUAAAUGAUCACUAAUCAGCCCCCGAAGAUGAAGGACAAGUCUGGUGUGAGCGGCAUGUCCGUGGAUGAGAAGACUGAAGACCCCAUGUAUGUGUAUGAGUCGACGGUUCAUUGUACCAAUAUCCUCCUCUGCCUUAAUGACCAGCGGAAGCAGGAUAUCCUGUGUGAUGUGACUGUCCUGGUGGAGGGCAAGGAGUUCCGAGGGCACCGGGCCGUGCUGGCUGCCUGCAGCGAGUAUUUUCUCCAGGCGCUGGUUGGCCAAGCAGAGAAUGCCUUGGUGGUUAGCCUUCCAGAAGAGGUCACUGCCAGGGGAUUCGCCCCAUUGUUGCAGUUUGCCUACACUGCUAAGCUGUUACUCAGCAGAGAAAAUAUCCAGGAGGUCAUCCGCUGUGCAGAAUUCCUGCGCAUGCACAACCUCGAGGACUCAUGCUUUCGCUUCCUGGAGGCUCAGCUACGCAGAGAGGAGGACAACCUCAUGCUUUGCCACAGGGGGGCACCGGAGGCUAUCAACUCAGAGGAUGAAAGCAUGCAGUCAGAGUGUGAAAGACCCGCCUCCCCCAGGACACAGCAUUGUGCAGACACCCUGGCCUCCGUUCAGAGUCCUGAUGAUGACAGGUUAGCAAUGACUGUGUCCAGUAACUUGACAGAUGGCCGGCUGGACUUUGAGCGACAUGGAGCAUCAGAUCUACCACGAUGCCCAAAGUACAGAAAAUAUCAGUGGGCUUGUAACAAGCACAAUAAUGACACUUCCUCACACACCAGUACCUCAGGUUUUCCAAGCACAAUUAAGGAGAGCAGCAUCAGUGGGGUUCUGCCGGGUCAGGGCAGGCUGCCCGUGACACAGAUAAAAGUUGAACCGCAGGCAGAGGAAGAGACCAUCUCUUUGUGCCUGUCAGGAGAUGAACAGGAUGUCAGGGACAAGGACAGUGUGACAGCUAUGGAAAUGGAUAACCCCUUAUCUCUGGAAAGAACCAAGAGAAACAAGUCCUCAUCUUGCCUCCAAGCCUACUUCAAGAAAGGAAUAGACCUUCCUAGUCUGUCCAACACUUCACAGCAGCUACUCACCAACAGACUUGUCUGCCCCCAGGACAAAGGAAACUCUCAGGGAGAUCAUAAAAAAGACUUCAGGCCUUUUACUGGGGAGCUGGAUCUGUCUGUUACAUCCCCAAAGGAGGUAGAUGGUUUCCCUGCAGGGUUGUCUCUGAAGUCUGCUUCCUGUGAUGGUGUCUGCAAACAGGAAGUUGAGCUAGACCGCCGAAGUGUCAUAUUUUCCUCAGGGGCCUCCAAUCGUCUGGGACCGCCAGCACAUUCCUACCCCGGUGGGAACUCUUUGGAAAUGGAGCUUUCUGAUCAAGUGACAAAAGGACUGUGGGCUGAAGCCUGCCAGUCCCUCCCAAACUCCCAGGCUUAUUCUCCCAGCACCACUUCCUCUGAGCCCCCAGUCCUGUCGCGUCCACGCCCCAACACCAGCUGCCCAGUGCCAAUCAAAGUAUGCCCACGCUCGCCUCCUUGUGAGACGCGCACCAGAACUUCCAGCUCCUGCUCCUCUUACUCCUAUGCAGAGGACGGUAGCGGAGGCUCUCCCUGCAGCCUGCCCCAGUUCGAGUUCUCCUCCUCGCCAUGCUCCAACGUGGCACGAUGCCUCAAUGUGGACCAGCAGGAGCAAAGUGUGGGAGGGGAUGCUCGUUUCAACCAGGUGCGACCCAAAAUCAAAUGUGAGCAGUCCUAUGGAACCAACUCAAGCGACGAGUCCGGGUCCUUCUCAGAAGGAGACAGUGAGUCAUGCCAUGCUCAAGAGCGAGGGCCAGAGGUGAAGCUUCCUUUUCCUAUUGAUCAAAUCACAAAUCUUCCACGGAAUGACUUCCAAAUGUUGGUCAAAAUGCACAAACUGACAUCGGAACAGCUUGAGUUCAUCCAUGAUGUGAGGCGGCGGAGCAAGAAUCGCAUCGCAGCGCAGCGUUGUCGCAAAAGGAAGCUUGACUGCAUUCUGAACCUGGAGUGUGAGAUCAGAAAACUAGAGUGUGAGAAAGAGAAGCUGCUGACAGAGAGGAACCAGCUGAAGGCCUGUAUGGGAGAGCUGUGGGAGAACUUCUCCUGCCUGUCCCAGGAGGUGUGCCGGGACGUCCAGCUGAGCCCAGAGCAGGUCCAGUCCUUACACCACUACUGCCCUGUGCUGCGACCCCCCAACUCCACUGCCAGCAACAACGCUGCCCACGAGCCAAGGCCCCCCACCAUCAGCACCCCGGCCACCACCAGCAUCGACCUCACAGGCCACUCUGGCUCUGCCACCCCUGAACCCAGCUUCCAGGGGUCACCGGGACCCUCAGAGAACGAGCCUGAAUCUACCGUCAGGAACGGGGCGGACCAGGAUAUGGGGGGCCGCGACACCAGCUUGUACUCCACAUCAGAGUCUGUGGAAAAAUCCAACCAAACAGUAACGGUAGAUUUUUGCCAGGAAAUGACUGAGAAAUGUACAACAGAUGAGCAGCCAAGGACAGACAGUACCAAGUAGAAGUGGAUCUUUAUUCAGUUGUUUUGAAUGUUUUUCUAUUAUUUAAUUUUACUCCUCUGACAAACCCUUUCUCUGGGUUGUGAGAUGAUCAGCCUCUGCCAGUGUUCACUGAAAAACAAGCUUUGUAUUUAUGUCAUUUUGUGUUGUUUUCGUUUCUGUAUGUUUUGUUGAAAUGGUUGACACUAAAAUUGUCUUAACAGCAGCAAUACUGUUCUGCAGGCAUUCUCCUCUUACCCUGACAGAGUGGGAACCUCUCACCAAACUCGUACUAUGGUGCUAUACCCGGCCAGCCGGCAGGAGCCUCUGCAGAGGAGACUGCCGUUCAUGUGUCACACAUCACAACUUCAAGUUGAACCUCAUUGGACCUAAGCAGCAGCUCUCUUUUUAUACAAACAGGAUCUAUGUUUCUUCCUGUCUGCUGUCCUUUUCUCCUUCUACUGCUCCGUCUUCAGAUGUACUCACACACACACUGCUUCCCCAUCAGGUUCCAGACCUGCUCUAGAGAUGUAGAGACACAAAUGUGUGCAGGAUCACCUCUAAACUACUUCCUGAGAGUAUAAAGGCAACUAUUUAGUAACCCCACAUGAUAGAAACCAAGUUUUUCAAUGUCAUUUUUAUCAGCAUCCAAUCCUGAGGAUACCUUCAAACUGUGAGAUGUUUCUUCUGAUUAUCCUGAAAAUCUCCUGAUGAUUUUAGCACAAACACUUUGGUCCUGAUUUCCACAUUUCUAUAGGCUGCCUAACAGGUGUGAAGGUUUAACAUUUAACCUGUAAGAUUUUAUCUCUGAGAAAUCAGUUUGUUCAGUUUGUAGCUGAAAAACUGUAAUCAUUUGCAUUAUUGAUUUUUUUGUACCUCAAGAUUCAUCCAGCAUGGAGAUUGUUGCUUCCAGCUACAAAUGGAGUGCAUCUUAAUUUGGGAGUACUUCACACUGGACAGCAUUUGUUUAAAGUAUUUAAGUUCUGUGCAUCCAUUUCAUUAACAUCAAGAUAAAUCAUCAUGACAGUGAAUGCAAACGUUUUGCUCAAACAGAGUUUUAUCAACCUAAAUAAGUAUUUAGUACAGAUCCAGUUUUUCCCAGGAUGAUGUAAACAGAGAUCUGUAGCAGCUCUGGCAGUAACUUUUUCAAGAAAGUUCUGAUGAGAUUCUGCACACAUUAGCGUAAACUUCUCAGAUGUUUGUGUGUGAAAGCAGCUCGUUAGUCUCUCUCUGCCUCUGUCUACCUCUCUCAGUCCCACUCUCUCUCUCUCGCUCUGUCUCUUCUAUGAUUAUAUCUCAGUGGCCCUUUUCGUCACAAGAAUUCAAACUCAGGAAAAAAAAAUCCUCUGAAUGUUCAACCUAAUUCAUUGAAAAUGAGAUGAGAGCUUCUGUACAAUAGGAAGUUACAAUGCAGUGAGACUGUAAAAUGUUCAUAUGCAAAAAAAAAAAAAAAAUGUUUUCAAGCGUUUCUUAUUUGUAUUUCUGUACAGGAGAACUUUGUACAGCCUGUAACUGAGAACAUUCCUUCUAUGCCUUCCACAGCACUGAAUUGAAAGGAGAAUGAUUAGAUGGCUAUUUUUAUUUCCCACUCAUCAGCAAUACCAUUGUAUUUGGAUGUUGUAUCAGUGAUUUUUCAAGUGCUUGUUUGGCAGAUGUGUAUAUAGUAUGGAGCAUGAUGACUGUAACAGUGAUUUUUGUACGUGUAGAAACAUAAGUGUUUCUUUUUAUUUCACUUGGGUUAUAUCAAGCACCUUUCUAAGGGAAAACUUUUUCUUUGCUGUUUCCUGUCCUGCCUAAUGAAUACUUUCCAUCAUGGUGGGUGUUCUGAUACUCAGGAAAUCAGCUCAAUACAUGAGUACACACACACAAAACACACACAGCAUGCAUCCAUACACAAUCAUCAGCCCCUUGCAUGUUUAGAAAUGACCCAUGAGAAUAUAUUUUAUGGACUGGCUCAGGCCGGCCCAGCUUCACCUUUGGCUACUUUUUAAAUGUGAAAACUUCUCAUGUUCUUUCUCCCCAUUUUGCUUACUUCCUAUUAUAGCAGUAUUUAAAGAUGCUACUUGUGUAAGCUCUCACAUUUUGCUAUUGACAUUUUAAAAUUUAUCCAAGAAAUAAAGUAAAGAAUGAAUGAAUGAGUUUAGGCACUUUGUUUCCGGCCCCGAGCGCUCAGAGCUACUAGCACUUCAGCUACAGUCUUUGUCUUUAUUUUCUUCUAAGUCUGAACCUGGAGCACUUAAAUUGGCCCUGCAAGAGAAAAUGUUUUUGAUGUCAUUAUAUUAAUAUACGUCGAUGAAGAUCUAAAAGAAGUUAAUGUUUUAGUAUGUGAUUAUUCUCAACUUUGCUUUGUGUUUAUUUAGUAAUGAAAUAAGCUAAUUCCUGAUUGAGUUGACAUGUAAGUGGUGUGUGUGUGUUGUCCAAAUGACUGAAUACCAAUCCUGUAAGGUCGUAAAAUUGUUGCCCUGAUUGUGUUUGAUCAUCCACCUCUGUGAUGUGCAUGCUGCCUAGAACUAUAAGCGUAGUUAGUUGGUCAAGCUCAUGUUUUGCCUUGCAAGUUCUCUCUUCUUUUAAAAUGCUUUUAAAAAUUAUUUCCCAAAAUGUUCUGUAUAAAGAAACUUAACUGUAUCAAACCUCACUAGAGGCAAGCUACAAGCAAGUAUAAGCAGGGUUGAAUUCAGCAUAAAACUUCGUUGCUUUUUCUUCUCUUUAAAGUCCCAAUCCUAAAGGUACGUACCUGUGAUGGUGUCGCUUCUGUUGUGCUGAGCUUUUCAACUAAGGCAUAAAUAACUAUGCUAACUUUGUUAUUUUAUCUAUCAAAGUCAGUCUUCAAAGUCUACCUCCGCCUCUGUCCCUGGCAUUAUCUAACCCUUCUUCACUACAACCAUGAACCCUGUUCCUCUUUGGCAGCUCCUCUACCUCCUCUGAACAUCUCCCUCAGCCUUCCCUUUCCAACAGUGAUUCCAGAUCGCUCCACCUGAGCUGUCCCUCUGAUAUAUUCAUUCCUAACCGUGUUCAUUUGGGUCACUUUUGGUGAAAACGUGACUUUGUCCAGCUCUGCUGGCUCUAUCUCCAUCUCCAGUUCCUGUUUGUAGAGCCACCAGCUGUGAAGCCUUCAUCUCAGCAGGUCUCUCUGCCAUUCUUUGUCCUAGUCUUCCCCUCUCUGGUGUUCUGCCUGCUGCUGUGGACAGCUGACCCCAGGUACUUUAACACCUGUUCUGCUUUCAGCUUCAAUGUUCAGCCUGUGUCCCUUUGAUUCCACCUUGCGCUUCCACUAUCUCCUGGUAGACUAUGGCCUCUAAGACCUUCAGCUCAGAAUGCAGCAGUGGUGGUUUGUACAUCCCAGUAGUCCCAGUUGAUACGUGUUGUAGGCAUACCAAUUUUCAUUUGGAAACACUUGGCUGCCAUACAGUGGUCUAACCCAAUUUGGAUAUUAAAUACCUAAGUGUAUAUUUAUCGUAUGUUAUAUUCUAUAAAUGAUCAUUCUCUUAAAGUAGAAACAAAUAUAUAAUGAUCUCAUUAAAACGGAUCACUAGCCAAUGGUUUUCCUAAAGCAUAACAAGCUGCAUACAUUCUCGAAGGGUUCACUGUUAGGUCAUCCGUCUUUAUUUUUGUCCCUGUCUUAGUAGGGUGUUUAUUUUGGCUUUCACCUUCAAUAUUUGGCUGUGUUUGACAGAGGACAUUAAAAAAAUCACUAAUAUUCCCAUGAAAGCCCUGCGACAGACUGGCAACCUGUCCAGGGUGACCCCGCCUCUCGCCCGGAAAGUAGCUGGAGAUAGACACCGGCAACCCUCCCGACCCCAUUAGGGACAAAGGGUGAACAGAAAAUGGAUGGAUGGAUGGAUCCCCAUGAAAAACCUGAUCCUUGCAGAAGCUUCUGCCAGGUUUUUCUGCCAACCUGUCUGACUGAUGCUGUGCUUCUUUUUUGUCUCUUCUUGUCAGAUUAACACAGGAUUGGGACUUUAAAGUUUGGAUGAGACUUUUUAAACAUUGUUCCUCCUAACUUUUUCUGACGUAAACUUUAGAUUAAGAUCUCAUUGGUUGUUCCUUUCUGUUUUUCAGCAGGAUACUGUCUCAAUGUACUUCACUACCCCAUCUUUAAAUUGUUAGGAUUGAUCCCUUUCAUAGAAUGCACACAUGCACAAGCUCAUGUACAUGUUACACACAUGCCACACAUACAAAGGUUUGGAGCAGUAGUAAUGAUAUUUAAAUAUAUAUUUCUACAUAUAUGAUGUUUUUGUUUGUUUCGUUUUUAUGUGCUGUUUUCUUUCAUGAACACACUCCAGAAGAAGCCCUAUGUUGACAGUUUUAGUUAGCAGAAAGAAAAUCUAAGAUCUACAUUGGACAUUUUUCUGCAAGACUAGACCUAAAGAUUAUUCUCUUUUUCUCUUGAGAAAUGUAGCCAAAGUUUAUCAGAGGCUCCUGAGAUGUUCUAAUACUUCUACAGAGAACACAGACUCUUCUUAACAUAUUUUGCUGAUUCAUCUGAAUUUCCGAAUAUAAUCCCACUGAACUAGGUUUCUGAGGUUUAGUCCCUGCUUUUGGUCCAGACUUUUAUGAUUUUUUAUGCUCUCUUAAUGCUGAAAGGGUCACCCGACCAUCUUGGAACAUUUGGGUUUAAGCAACAAAGAGAACAUGGUUUUAUUUUCCAUUUUCUAUUUUUAGUUGACAACAAAAUAUCUUUUACCACUGGUGAUUUCUAGCUACGUAAAUUUUUGUCACCAAGUUUCAAUCAAUACUCUGUAUAUUUCAUCACUUUAUACCAGUAACCUGGUCAUACCAAAGCUGUCUGCAUGGUGCGAGUAGAUGUCAGUCAGCCAAGGAUGUUUUAUUGCUAAUUCAGUGAAGCAUACCAUUAAAACCUCAGGGUGGUGAGUACUUAAACAUGCUCUGGAUAUCACUCUGAAGCAGGGAGUAGAAAAGCGGUGAGCUGAAUAGAUUUUGGAUUUUUCUGCUCAUGAUGUUGGAGUAUUUUAUUUUCUUCAGGUGACAGUGUUGCCACCAGAAACAAGCUCUGUAUUUGCCCACCUGAUGAAUGUUGAGGCUUGAUAUUCUUUUUUUUUCUCAAUCUGAUUUUAAUCUCCUGUGACUGUGUGCAAGCAGCACAAUGCAAGCAAUUUUUUUAUUUGGUGUGAGGUUAGCGGGGAGGAAGGAGAUGAGAUCAACAAAUUCAGUCUGGUUACUGUUAAACCAAAACUAGGAGCUGGAAGGUGCUGACUAGCUAUGCAGAUGAAAAGCAGAUGCAGAUUUGGUUUGAAUUCCUCUUUGUGUUAAAUCAGUUGCAAACCAAUCAGAUUGAUUAUAAACAAACUUUAUUUCUUAUUAUAUGCAUGAAUUGAAAGAAAGUCGUGUUGACAGGAGUUGGUCUCCAGGUUGCUUUGUGCAGGUCAAACAUAGUUCAACAGUAUGAUUUAUAUAUGAACAAGCUGUAGCUCUGUAAAAUGUACCCUCUCAUCUUUCUAUUUAGUUUUGUUACAUUUCUUUUUUUUUUUGUCGCUGCUUCUCUGACACAGACACUGGCUUUUGCAACUCCAAAGGUUGUUCUGAAAGAAUCUGCCUUUUCACAGAUUACUCGACUUCAUUUUUUUUAACAAAAUAAAAUGUGUGUUAUUUAAAUGCACAGGUUAAGAUCAUUGAGUGAAAUCUAAAUGUAAUAUGUUUACAGAUAGGUGUCAUGUCAUGUUUGAUCUAUUCUUCACCAUGUAAGAGACAAAGAAUGAGUUCCUCUGACCUUGUGUUUCAUCCAACUUUUUGGAUGACUCAGCAUUACAUGGAUACAAGUGCACCUCCGAUAUUUGCCUUAGAACUUGCAGAGGCCAUAGUUCACAUUCAAGUGAAGUGAGUGUAUGCAGGGGCCUGGGCCCCCAUCCCUGAGUAACCAGUGCAGACUUUUCUCACACUUAUCUACCUGUGAAAUCCUUCAUACCUCUCAUAACUGGUCAAUGACUGUAUCAGCAAACUGCAUCAGGUGUUUUUCUACAUGCUUUUACACAGAUUAAAUUGAUUAUUGUAUUGGUAGAUUUUGGUGCAUCAUUUUUAAUGUAAUAGCUUCUAAGCUUGUAGUUCAAGUUAUUUUUUCUUAUUUUUUCUAGAUUGUUUUGUGUUAAUAUUGUCCACUUGAAAUAGCUGUUAUUUGCUUAUUCUCUACUAAGAGUUCUUACCUAAAUUUUUAAUGCUACAUGACCCUAAUUAUUAAAGACUUAAUAACCAUGUAAAUACCUUGUUGUGCAACCCCAUUUUCAUUCAUUUCAAUUGCUAGUGUUAUAUAAAUGACUUUUUUGUCUAGACACCAUUUCUCUUUAUGAAAUAAAGAAACUUGCAUAUCA
Xiphophorus couchianus (Monterrey platyfish) is the source of this 9203-nucleotide messenger RNA. RefSeq names its product BACH transcriptional regulator 2b (gene bach2b). Lineage: Eukaryota; Metazoa; Chordata; Actinopteri; Cyprinodontiformes; Poeciliidae. The transcript is spliced from 6 exons. Gene Ontology annotation, molecular function: DNA-binding transcription factor activity, RNA polymerase II-specific; protein binding; RNA polymerase II cis-regulatory region sequence-specific DNA binding. Bases 397 to 2904 code for a protein of 835 amino acids. The record is from RefSeq and is a predicted model, not a curated record. Gene Ontology annotation, biological process: regulation of transcription by RNA polymerase II.